AUGUCUCCCUCUCUCCAGAGGAACAGUCGUUAUGACGGCCAGAUCGCUGUGUUUGGCGUCAAGCUGCAGGAGGAGCUGGCUAAACAACGCUACUUCCUGGUUGGGGCUGGCGCUAUUGGCUGUGAGCUGCUCAAGAACUUUGCCAUGAUCGGAUUGGCUGACGGGGAGGGUGAGGUCAUCGUGACAGACAUGGACACUAUUGAGAAGUCCAACCUCAACAGACAGUUCCUCUUCAGGUGAGAGAGGGAGGUAGGGAGGGGUAGACUUAACCCAUGGAGGGUUUAAAUCACGCCCCUGUAGCCUUUCCUCUGGGAUUUCACUGUUUUAGACAUCGAGUGUCUGAAAUGGCACCCUAUUCCCUAGAUAGUGCACCACUUCUCAUCAGGGCACAUAUGGGUCUUCUCAAAAGUAGUGCACUAUCUAGGGAAUAGAACACAGUUUGGGACGCAGGCCUUUGUGUUUUAAUUGAUCUGUCAUUGCCUCUUGUUUGCUUGUAUUUCAUUGUUCUUCUGUAAAGUGUUGCGGGUUUAAAGGAACUAUAUUAAAUAAAGUUGUGUUUGGUUUGUAUUCAGGCCGUGGGACGUGACGAAGAUGAAGAGUGAGACUGCGGCGGCAGCGGUGAAGCAGAUGAACCCGUCCAUCCGGAUCACGGGUCACCAGAACCGCGUCGGGCCCGACACCGAGCGCGUCUACGAUGACGACUUCUUCGAGAGCCUUCACGGAGUCGCCAACGCACUGGACAACGUUGACGCA
Coregonus sp. 'balchen' is the source of this 753-nucleotide messenger RNA. The record is from the annotation of a GenBank genome assembly. Lineage: Eukaryota; Metazoa; Chordata; Actinopteri; Salmoniformes; Salmonidae.